Messenger RNA from Caenorhabditis elegans, 1634 nucleotides. RefSeq names its product Nematode cuticle collagen N-terminal domain-containing protein (gene col-76). Lineage: Eukaryota; Metazoa; Nematoda; Chromadorea; Rhabditida; Rhabditidae. The transcript is spliced from 6 exons. Bases 4 to 1503 code for a protein of 499 amino acids. The record is from RefSeq and is marked reviewed. Gene Ontology annotation, molecular function: structural constituent of cuticle.
AGGAUGCUAGUUCCUCAUUCUCCGCAAUCGAUAUUGGUCGUGUCGACUGUAAUUUCAACUUUCACAUUUUUGGCGACCAUCACGCUUCUUCCACUUUUCUACAUGAAAGUUCAAAGAAUAAAUUCUCAAAUGCUCACUGAUUUGAGAAAUUGUCAUCAAGAUAGUACCGAUAUUUGGAAGCAACUUUCCCAGGAAAAUGUCAGAGGAAAAAGGUCUUAUGGUCGUGAUGCGCCUUCAAUUCCAAUGGGCAAAUGCUGUAGUUGCCAACAAGGAAAACCUGGGCCUACUGGACCAAAGGGUCCUGACGGGGGACCUGGCCAACCGGGACUUAUUGGACUUAAUGGAAGAAACGGAAGAAAUGGAAAAUACGUAGCUUCAGAAGCUCACAAUGAGCCAGCAUGUCAAAAAUGUCCGGUUGCACCGCCAGGACCACCUGGACAUCCGGGACGUAAGGGUCCAAGAGGUACUGCAGGAAAUGCUGGAACAGCUGGAAAGAAUGGAAUUCCUGGUCGAAUGGGACCACCAGGACCGGCAGGAGUAAGAGGGCCACCAGGAGAACUUGGAAUGCGGGGACCACAAGGAGAUCCAGGAAAGGUGUUGAAUGGAGCACCACAAGGACAACCUGGACGACCAGGAAAAGUUGGUUCUAGAGGAAAAGCAGGUCAUACUGGAAGAGACGGACGUCCAGGUCUAGAAGGAACUCCAGGUACAAGAGGUGUUCAAGGAGAACGUGGUUCUCGUGGAGCUCGUGGACCACCAGGACCUCCAGGGCCAGCAGGAUCUGACGGUCGUAAAGGAUCUUGCGCUCAUUGCCAGUCAGACGAUAAACUAAGUCAAGGAGGAGCAAACAGAAGACCGGAAGAAACUGAUCCGGAAGGAGAGUUCUCUAAUCAACAGCCUGCUUCCUACGAAGAGCAACCUCCCGUAAUCACCACUACCACUACGGAGACUGCACCAGUUUAUACUAAUCCACCAGCUCAUCAGCCAGUGCAUCGGUCUUUCCCUUCAGCUGAACCACGGCAAUCUCAUAAAAAUUCCCCUUCGGUCCCAGUGCCACAAGAACAAUACAACUCUGCAAAUUCUGAAGUAAUUCCCAAGACAAUCAACUACCCUGACACCAUAAAUCACCAAUCCUAUAAACAUGAUGGUGAUGUAAGUGUCGCCGGAACUACUGAUGAUAGUGAAGACGUUAACGUCAUCCCAGCUGGACAAUAUUCUAGCCGACAGUACGCUUCAAAGACGAACAAAAUUGGAAAAGCCGUUCAUUUCGGUUAUUCCAAUGAUCAACUCUCCUCUUUUGUCCCAAUGGGAGCCACCAGUGAGGAAGAUGAAAAUUAUGGAAAACCAAGAGCCUUCCAAACAAAUAAGGGCUACAAUGUCCAAAUCAUGGGGUCCGGACCAACAUAUAAUGCAGCUCCAGUCGGUAAUGCAUGGAAACAACCAGAAAACCAUAAAGUCCGACAAUACACUCCCCAAUAUCUCCCACCACCAGCCUAUGCGUGAAUCUAACUUCCCAAUUGCAAUUGGGAUUUCGUUAUGGUUUUCAGCUGUAUUUAAUUUUUUGUACGUUUUGAAUUUUAUCACUGGUAAAGUGGUUAUUUAUGAGGAUUAAUAAAUAUAUUCUAAACAACUAA